This is a messenger RNA of Zonotrichia leucophrys gambelii, 1953 nucleotides long. It is a transcript of the gene DYDC1, whose product is annotated as DPY30 domain containing 1. Lineage: Eukaryota; Metazoa; Chordata; Aves; Passeriformes; Passerellidae. The coding region runs from base 932 to 1372 and encodes 146 amino acids. Gene Ontology annotation, cellular component: Set1C/COMPASS complex. The transcript has 7 exons. The record is from RefSeq and is a predicted model, not a curated record.
CAUUGGCCUUCUCGGCCACAAGCGCACUGCUGCAAGACCUUGCUGUCCUUCAGCCCCCCAGGUCCUUCUCCACAGAGCUACUCUCCGGCAGAUCACCCCAGCUCCUCCCGGUGGUGAGGCUAUUCCUCCCCCAGCUGCAGGACCCUGAAUUUCAGGCUUUUCUCUGCCAUCCCUCCAGCCUGUCGAGGUCUCUCUCAAGGGCGACAAAACCCUCUGAGGUCUCGGCCGCUCCUGCCCGUUUUGUGCCAUCGGUGACUUCUCCGAGCAGGCCCUUCACCACUCCGUCAGCUCCGGCGGCCGGCGCUGUUGCGGAGCAACCCCGCGCGUUCGGGGCCGGGCCGGGCGGCAGGAGCGGGGCGGCCCCGGGGCUGCCGGCAAGGAGCCGGAGCGGCGCUGCUCUCCGAGGGAAGGCGAGCGGCCACAGCGCAUCCCGCGGCACCAGAAGCAGGGCACGGACACUACGGGCUGCCGAGGACUCUCUCGGAGCGUGAGGGGAGGCGGGGUAGCGGGCCAGGCCCUACCAGGAGUCCCGACAGCCGGCGUAGGAAUGGGGAGCGGGCCCGCCCAGCCUGCAGCCUAGGGGAAAAGGAGGGGCCAGCCCGGGCUUAAAUGGAGCCCGGAGCAGGGGGCGUGGGUGAACUCGUUAAGGUCACCUGGGGCCUCUAUGAGAGCGGAUAAUGGGAAUGGAUUUGCUGUUGUGCUAAGUGUCCGGGCUCUCUGCCCCGGCAUGGAUUCAGCUCCCUUGACAGCAAAGAAAGGCUCGUGUUUACUUAAAAGCUUGUGUUUACUGGGCUGGUAAAGCGUGUGCACGGAGAUCUGUGCCUUUCCUAACUGUGGAUGAUUGUUAUAACUGACCUGUCCACUGGAGCUUUUAAGAACUAAACUACUGCCAAAUAACUUGUAUAAAUUGCAAGCUUAGUAAAAGAUUUGGAUGGAGUCUCAGUAUCUGAAGCAAUGCCUGGGAGAUUGCUUGAAGAAAGGACUGGCAGAGGUUGUAGAGCAUCGGCCAGCAGAUCCAAUAGAGUAUCUUGCACACUGGAUUUACAAAUACAGAAGAAACUUAGAUGAAGAAGAAAAGAGAAUACUGGAGAGAGCUGAGCUGGAAGAAGAACGGGUGGCAGCCCAAGCAGAACUUGAAAGGUUAAAAAUCGAGGAAGAGCAGCGGAAACUGGAAGAGCAACGGCAGGCUGAGUUGGAGAAAGAACUUGCAGAGUUGGAAGCACAGAAAAAGGAAGCUGAAAGGCAGUUGCAGCAGGCAAUAGCUGAAGUUACAGAUGAACCUGAGGAGCCAGAUGAGAGUGAACCUGGUCAAACAGACCUCCCAACAGUAAUAGAAGAAGAAGAAGAGGAAGAAGAAGAAGAAGAAAAUUAGAACUGACCUGAGAGCAGUACAUCUAUUUUCUACUCAUUACUUGCUAUCCUGAAGUGUAGUAUCUUGGUUUAUGUAUUUUAUAAAUAUAACUGAUUUAUGUAACUGUUUCUCUGGUGUGUGUUUUCAAGGUCUUUGUAUAAAGUCUGUUAUUUCUGAUACCUAUUCUUCCUUUUUGUUCUUAAAGCAUUGUAACUAGCGUGGCUGAUUUAUAGGAAGAAAAUUGCAGCUGAAGUGAAAGAAACAAAUACAUUUUCUACUUGUUGCAUAUUGAAGUAACCAUAAUAAAUAACAAUAUAACUAAAGUGUCAAUAUGAUUUGAGGAUAGAUGCUACAAUAUGAUAAUUUGAAUCAAUGUUAUAAAAGACUAAAAUAUUACUGAAAAUUAUUUUCAAGAAUUUGAAUGGUUUCUGGCAGAAAAAGGGAAUGAUCUGCAGAUUAAAAGAUGGAGAGAGUAUUCUGGACUUCAAACUUGGUGCAAAAAUCCAAUCACUAUUCCCAAAUGUAUUUGAAAGAGGAAAAUUUAACUCUGACUCAGUAGAUACUAGAAGAUCUUGUUUCCUAGAAGUCAUCUAGGUCUUUAU